AUGGAUAAGAUCAAGGAGAGAAUGAACGCCCUCCGCCUCGAGGCUGAUGAGGCCCAGAACAAGGUGGAAGAGCUCAAGGCUAAAGUGAAGACCCUGGAGCAAGAGAAUUUGGCAAAGGAACAGGAGAUCACAUCCCUCAACCACCGGAACCAGCUUUUGGAGGGUGAGGUCGAGAAGCUCGAGGCUGCGCUUAAGGAGGCCAAGGAGUCUGCCAACCAGAGUGCUCAGCACGACACUCAGAACGAGGCCCUUCAGAGACGGGUGCAGUUGCUGGAAGAAGAGGCCGAGGAAGCUGACCGGAAUUUGCGGGAGACAAACGAGAAACUUCGCCAAACCGACGUUAAGGCUGGCCAUUACGAACGCAAGGUGCAGGCUCUGGAAGCCUCUCGUGAUCAGUGGGAGAGCAAGUAUGAGGAGAUGGCUAAGAAGUAUGCUGAGUUGCAGAAGGAUCUCCACGACCUGGAGGUCUCUAUCAGCAACGUGUAA
This is a messenger RNA of Aspergillus fischeri NRRL 181, 486 nucleotides long. Its product is annotated as tropomyosin. The transcript has 3 exons. NCBI's taxonomy places the organism in Eukaryota, Fungi, Ascomycota, Eurotiomycetes, Eurotiales, Aspergillaceae. Gene Ontology annotation, molecular function: actin filament binding. The record is from RefSeq and is a predicted model, not a curated record. Gene Ontology annotation, biological process: actin filament organization; mitotic cytokinesis. Gene Ontology annotation, cellular component: actin filament; actomyosin contractile ring. The coding region runs from base 1 to 486 and encodes 161 amino acids.